UUCGAAUUCCCGUCGCACGUCAAAGUUGCUGCUAAACUGAGACCGACAUCACUCCAUAAGAUUCAGAGUCACGCUUCACCUUAUCCUGCAGUGUAAAGCACAAAGUAUGAAGGGAACGAUUCUUCUGCUCAGCCGCAGCCUGAGCCGCGCGGCUCCUGUUCUCCGACGGAGCAUCCACUCCGGUGCYCGUCCGGCCUCCGCCAUCGCCUCCAAGCUGAGGACAGAACGUCCGCUCACCUCAGAGGAGAUUUACGCCCGCGAGGACAAGUAUGGAGCUCACAACUACCAUCCCCUGCCUGUGGCCUUGGAGCGAGGGACGGGCAUCUAUGUGUGGGAYGUUGAAGGGAACCGAUAUUACGACUUCCUCAGUGCCUACAGUGCAGUAAACCAGGGACACUGCCACCCUAAGAUUGUUGCUGCGCUCACUGCGCAGGCUUCUAAACUCACCCUGACCUCCAGAGCGUUCUACAACGACGUGCUGGGCGCUUACGAAGAGUACAUCACCAGCUUGUUUGGAUAUGACAAAGUAUUACCAAUGAAUACAGGGGUUGAAGCUGGCGAGACUGCCUGUAAGCUUGCAAGAAAGUGGGCCUACAACGUAAAGGGAGUUCCAAAAAAUCAGGCUAAAAUCAUUUUUGCAGAGGGGAACUUCUGGGGCCGCACCAUGGCGGCCAUUUCCAGCUCGACUGACCCCAGCAGCUAUGAGGGUUUUGGUCCCUUCAUGCCCGGCUUCGAGCUCAUCCCUUACAACGACAUUCCUGCACUGGAGAAAGCCCUUCAAGACCCAAAUGUUGCAGCCUUCAUGGUGGAGCCCAUCCAGGGAGAAGCUGGUGUUGUGGUUCCUGACCCGGGCUACCUGACUAAAGUCAGGGAACUUUGCACAAAAUCCAAUGUGUUGUGGAUUGCUGAUGAGGUGCAGACGGGCCUGGCGCGGACCGGCCGCCGGCUGGCUGUGGACCACGAGGGAGUUCGCCCGGAUGUGGUGAUGCUGGGCAAAGCUCUCUCAGGAGGAACUUAUCCUGUGUCUGCUGUGCUGUGUGACGAUGAGAUAAUGCUGACCAUCAAGCCCGGGGAGCACGGCUCCACGUAUGGAGGAAACCCCGUGGCUUGCCAUGUUGCUAUUGCUUCAUUGGAGGUGAUGGAGGAGGAGAAGCUUGCAGAAAAUGCUCAAAGGAUGGGAAAUUUGUUGCGAGCUGAGCUGAAUAAGCUGCCCAAAGACAUCGUGACAACGGUCAGAGGGAAAGGCCUCCUCAACGCAGUCGUCAUCAAGGAGACCAAAGACUACGAUGCCUGGAAGGUCUGCCUGCGCCUCCGUGACAACGGACUGCUUGCCAAGCCCACCCACGGCGACAUCAUCCGACUGGCCCCGCCCCUCAUCAUCAACGAGCACGAGCUGCGCGAGUGCAUCGAUAUCAUCCAGAGAACCAUCAUGUCCUUCUAAACAACAAAUCACCAGCGCAAUCAACUGACACCCCAUCAACCCAAAGCUCGGCUCGUCACCAAACAUUUUCAUUGGCUUUUACUUUGUUUUCAUUCGUAACUUAAAGGUGAAUAUUUUAAGAAUUGGUUUUUAGUGAAAAGAAGGGUGUUUGAGUAGUGUUUACAGAGCGAAUGUCUGUGAUGAUCUACUGAAAAGCUGCUGUUAGGACAAAGAGUUGCCUCAGGAAAGAUUUAAGACUGGUUAAAGAUUGUGUUUUUGGAGUGUUGAGUUUACCUUUUACAUCAUAAUAGCUGAUGUAUUUGUUGUUUUUACAUAAAUGCUCAGUUUUCUUUUUCAAGAAUUAGUAUUGUAGCAUGCAGGAAGGUAAAGAAAGCCCUCUGUAGGACUGUGAAGGAAGUGCACCUUCUCGCUGAAACUGAGAUGUGAUCUCUGGGUCUAGCGUGAGAUAAAUUUACAAAUCUAGUUUACUGCAGAUAGUUGGAAAUGCUGCUGUCGGCUGACAAUUUGUGGAACCAAUAUUGUUACACAAAAGAUUGUAAAAAAUUAAUAUAUUUAAUUUUGCACAUAAAUUUUGUCACUUUUGAAGAACUGCUAAUUUAUGUCUUAAAGGACCACCUUUUAUUACCUGUCGCUGUAAUUCAAAAUGUUGUGCUGUAUGUAGUAUCUACUGGAAAAAGACAAAAACUAAAAUCUUUGAGCCUGAAUCUGAGUAAUUUGCGAUAUUUAAAAGAGACGAAGCUGUUUGAAGAGCACACUGCUGGCUUUGAUUGAAGUCUGCUGUAUGUACAGUAUGUAUGUAAAAGAUUGUAUUUUAAGAAAAACAUCUGACAUUGUUACAAAACCUAGUAUUCUUCAAAUAAAUGAUCCCAGUGUCCCAC
Molecule: messenger RNA, 2319 nt
Organism: Austrofundulus limnaeus
Lineage: Eukaryota; Metazoa; Chordata; Actinopteri; Cyprinodontiformes; Rivulidae
Gene: oat
Product: ornithine aminotransferase
Exons: 10
Coding region: 107-1441 (444 amino acids)
Cellular component (GO): cytoplasm
Molecular function (GO): pyridoxal phosphate binding; L-ornithine transaminase activity; identical protein binding
Source: RefSeq, a predicted model, not a curated record